ACAAUAAUCAAUAUGUUUCAGAAAGAAUGAUGUUUUUUCCGUGAAGAAUUAGCUGAUAAGAAGUUUGAGUGAUAAAUGACCUGACGAGUAAUUAUGAUUAAUGAAUAAAUGAAUAGUUGGAGGGAUUUCAGUUCUUAUCAGUGAACAGCAGCAGAAUAGUGUUUCAUUUAAUUCUCUAGUUGUGUUCUUUAUAUAUAUAUAGAGAUUUGUUUUAUCUUAAAGCCUGCACUUGAUCGAGGUAUUCGGUUCAGAAGCUUAGAGCUUAAAUCUUGGAUCUUGGAGCCUGAAUAUUUUGAAUCUUGGAGCUUAAAUCUUGGAGCCUGAAUAUUUCUCCUGCUCCAGUAUGACUCCUGGACUGCUCGAGGGUUGUGCUCAAUGUGUUCUCCAACCCUUAUCUCAGGAGGAAAUCGAACUACAAAGACGAAGUCAAAAGAUUGACAGAGAAAUCAGGAAGGAGGAAAGAUUAAAAAGAAAACAGGUUAAACUUCUGCUGUUGGGAGCUGGGGAGUCUGGGAAAAGUACGUUUUUAAAACAGAUGAGAAUAAUACAUAAUGUUAACUAUGACGUGACUGCCCAGAUUGAGUUUAGGAAGAUUAUCUAUCAAAAUAUUAUUAAGGGUACUAAAGUACUAGUCGAUGCACAAAGGAAGUUAGGAAUACCUCUCUCCAAUCCGGAGAAUCAUGCGUUGGGAAGCCAGCUACUUCUAUUUGACAACUUUGCAGAGUUGAACAACAAAACUUUUCCAGAAUUUGAGAGUAUGAUUUCCUCUUUAUGGUCGGAUGAGGGUAUAAAGAGAGCUUACAAUAGAAGAAACGAAUACCAGAUUACAGAUAGUGUUUCAUAUUUUCUGGAAAAUCUGGUGAGAAUAUCUAAACCAGAAUACGUGCCAACCCUGCAGGAUAUUCUUUUCGCUAGGAAGACGACCAAAGGAGUUGUAGAAUUCACAAUUUCAAUAGACAAUGUACCAUUCCUUUUUGUCGAUGUCGGAGGACAAAGAACGCAACGGCAAAAAUGGAUGCAAUGUUUUGAUUCAGUUACCUCCAUUCUGUUCCUGGCUUCUAGUUCAGAAUUCGACCAGGUUAUUCUUGAAGAUCGUCGGACCAACCGUUUAAUGGAGUCUAGAAAUAUAUUUGAUACUAUUGUAAACAAUAGAAUAUUCAAUAAUGUUUCAGUCAUCCUUUUCCUCAACAAACUAGAUCUUUUAAAACAGAAGAUUUCGCAGUCGAAUAUAUCUAGACAUAUUCCAGAGUUUAAGGACCUGAAAGCUGUAGAGGUUUACAGCCCUGGGUUCCGGGGUAUUCCUGAUAAUCUAGAAGAUGUGAAGAAGUUUCUAGUGUACUACUUCAUCUCAGCUAGGAGGAUGUCAGAGAAGCCAUUGUACCAUCACUUUACAGUUGCUGUCGACACUAACAAUGUUAAAUUGGUCUUCAGAGACGUCAAAGACAUCAUUCUUAAGAAGAAUCUAGACUCUCUUCUUCUUCAAUAGUGUUUAUUGACAGCAAAGACGUCAUCAAGACUCUUCUUCCCCAUAAGUGGCCAACUACGUCAAGGACAUCAUUCUGAACAAGUUUCAAUGACAUAAUUUUUUAGAAACCCUUGGCUUCUUUGGUUUUUGAAAAUAUAGACGUCAGAGGCAUCAUUCUAUAAAUUUAGAAUUGUAUGGAGACGCCAACAUUAAAUAUUCUAAUAAGAUAUCAUAAAGAUAAUAGCUGUCAUUGAAGUUAUCUAAGCUAUUAAUGAAUCACGACCUAUCCAACCAGAUUUACAGAUUGAACAAUUUUGUUGAGAAGUCAAAAUUUGGCAUUUUCGUCCGAUUCAAAAGUUGGAAACAUAAAAGUGAUAAAAAGCUGAAAGAAAGUGAUUAAAAGUGAUACAUAUAAAACAUGUAAUUUUUAAUUUUUCAUAAUGUAUAUUCAGACAGUUUUAUCUUGUUUAUGCAGAAUAGAUAUUGGAUAAUAUACCUCGAAUAUAAAAAUAAAUAAACUGAAGUAUAUUGUUUACAAGAGCAGCUCUUCUUACUACAGAGCUCAGUAUUCAGGAUCUAUCAAUAGAAAUUAGAAAUUGGGGAAAUUACCAGACCAAUAUAUAUGAUGUGUAUAAUUUUACAAACUUAAACAGUAAGAACAUAAAAACAGCGGAAUCACCGGCAUUUUUCAUAACUAUUUUAUCAACUGUUUAUUUUAACUAUUUUUUAAUUUCAUGGCAUUAUUUUAAAAAUGUAGAUGGGAUUUGAACAGUGUAAAUUCAUUGAAUAAUAAAAUUUUUAAAUUAUA
This is a messenger RNA of Eurytemora carolleeae, 2273 nucleotides long. RefSeq names its product guanine nucleotide-binding protein subunit alpha-12 (gene cta). Gene Ontology annotation, molecular function: guanyl nucleotide binding; GTPase activity; G-protein beta/gamma-subunit complex binding. The transcript is spliced from 15 exons. Gene Ontology annotation, cellular component: brush border membrane; heterotrimeric G-protein complex. Lineage: Eukaryota; Metazoa; Arthropoda; Copepoda; Calanoida; Temoridae. Gene Ontology annotation, biological process: Rho protein signal transduction; adenylate cyclase-modulating G protein-coupled receptor signaling pathway. The record is from RefSeq and is a predicted model, not a curated record. The coding region runs from base 344 to 1486 and encodes 380 amino acids.